UGCGCCUUGCGCGUCUGCGAGACCGGUUAGGCGGCCCGCGGCAGUGCUAGGGAUCCUUCUGUGUAGUUACAGUUUUGGCAACCCGGCGGCUGUGAGAGGGCUCUGGAGUCCUCUCGGCGGCGACCGGACCAAGGUCAACAGCGACCGGAGCAGCAGUCGAAGGCCGGGCGCGGCAUGUCCCCGGUGCCUCGACGCAGACAGUGAAGCGCGGGGCGAGCGGGAUGGGUCGGCGCCGGGCGCCAGAGCUGUACCGGGCCCCGUUCCCGUUGUACGCGCUUCAGGUCGACCCCGGCGCUGGGCUGCUCAUCGCUGCGGGCGGAGGAGGCGCCGCCAAGACCGGCAUAAAGAACGGCGUGCACUUUCUGCAACUGGAGCAGAUUAAUGGGCGCCUUAGCGCCUCCUUACUACACUCCCAUGACACAGAGACACGGGCCACCAUGAACUUGGCGCUGGCUGGUAACAUCCUUGCUGCGGGGCAGGAUGCCCACUGUCAGCUCCUGCGCUUCCAGACCCAUCCGCAGAAGAGCAAAAACAAGGCAGAGAAGGCAGGUUCCAAGGAGCAGGGACCUCGACAAAGGAAAGGGGCUGCCCCAGCAGAGAAGUCUGGAGCUGAAACCCACCAGGAGGAGGUAGAAUUCAGCGUAGAGAAUUUGCAGGCGGUGCAGACAGACUUCAGCCCUGAUCCACUGCAGAAAGUUGUAUGCUUCAACCAUGAUAAUACCUUGCUUGCCACUGGAGGGACGGAUGGCUACGUUCGUGUCUGGAAGGUACCCACCUUGGAGAAAGUUCUGGAGUUCAAAGCCCACGAAGGGGAGAUUGAGGACCUGGCUUUGGGGCCUGAUGGCAAGUUGGUAACUGUGGGCUGGGACCUUAAGGCCUCCGUGUGGCAGAAGGAUCAGCUGGUGACACAGCUGCACUGGCAAGAGAACGGACCCACCUUUUCUAACACGCCUUACCGCUACCAGGCCUGCAGGUUUGGGCAGGUUCCAGACCAGCCUGCUGGGCUGCGACUCUUCACGGUGCAGAUUCCCCACAAGCGUCUGCGCCAGCCCCCGCCCUGCUACCUCACAGCCUGGGAUGGCGCCACGUUCUUGCCCCUUCGGACCAAGUCCUGUGGCCAUGAAGUCAUCUCCUGCCUUAGUGUCAGUGAUUCGGGCACCUUCCUAGGCCUGGGCACGGUCACUGGCUCUGUUGCCAUCUACAUAGCUUUCUCUCUCCAGCGCCUGUACUACGUGAAGGAGGCCCAUGGCAUCGUGGUGACAGAUGUGGCCUUUCUACCUGAGAAGGGUCGUGGUCCAGAGCUCCUUGGGUCCCAGGAAACUGCUCUGUUUUCUGUGGCUGUUGAUAGCCGUUGCCAGCUACACCUGCUGCCCUCACGACGGAGUGUUCCUAUAUGGCUGCUGCUGCUGCUGUGUGUCGGGCUUAUCGUUAUGACCAUCCUGCUGCUCCAGAAGGCCUUUCCAGCUUUUCUUUAGCCUCCCUGCUCCCCGGGAGCCAGGGGCCUGGACACUACCACCUUCUAGACCAGUGUGGGCCUACCACUGCUCGCUCCAUCUGGGUCCACAGCUGAGGUUGCCUCUGAUGAGACUAAUGGGCAGUGCCUGCCCUUUCCAGUUAAAGCUUGGCUGCGGCCCUGUGCGACACGGAGUCCCGGGAGCCUUGCAGUCGUCAUCUGUGGAUUGCCCAGGACCGCGGUGUCCGAAGGCCAGGCCACACCUCCUGUCUCCGUCCCUCUGCCUACCAGGGGCUCCAUAGUUGAGCUUGUCCUUUCUCCAGAAAUAUGUGAAGAUGCCCAAGAACCUGGAGGCACUGCUGUCCUUCCCGCAGAAACAGUCGUUUUCUUCUCCUCCCCUCACAGCCUCGUGGCCAGUUGCUCUUCACAUGAGCUCCUGGCAUUUGCUGGGGCAAGCACUGGCCUGGGACUUGGUAUUAGGGAAGGAAGGGGCAAAAGGAAGAACCAGGCAGUAAUCUUUGGGUUCAGCUGGGUAGCUCCAAGCCAGCCAGGCUAAAUAUGCAGUAAAUUCCUGGACAGCCUACCCUAGCCUUGAGAAAAGGGAAAAUGAACUUCAGCGCAUUAGGCAGGAAAAGUUGAUAUUUAAUAAACAAGCGAAGACUGAA
This is a messenger RNA of Kogia breviceps (pygmy sperm whale), 2118 nucleotides long. It is a transcript of the gene PREB, whose product is annotated as prolactin regulatory element binding. The record is from RefSeq and is a predicted model, not a curated record. Gene Ontology annotation, cellular component: endoplasmic reticulum membrane. Gene Ontology annotation, molecular function: GTPase activator activity; protein binding; guanyl-nucleotide exchange factor activity. NCBI's taxonomy places the organism in Eukaryota, Metazoa, Chordata, Mammalia, Artiodactyla, Physeteridae. Gene Ontology annotation, biological process: protein secretion.